Messenger RNA from Moneuplotes crassus, 2118 nucleotides. The record is from the annotation of a GenBank genome assembly. Lineage: Eukaryota; Ciliophora; Spirotrichea; Euplotida; Euplotidae.
AUGGAAAGCCAUUCGCGUGAUUCCGAGUUUAGUUCGGAGGUCGAUCACCAAGAAUUUGAAGAGAAGAUAACGAUGUUCCUGGCUGAUGAAGAGACAGCUAAAACUAACCCAUUAAACACAAGGAUACACAACCCUUAUCAAUAUGUUUACCGUAGUGAUAGUUACUCUUGUGUUCUGGCAGCUAAACUUUGUCUUUCAAGCUAUGUAAAGAAACAACCAAAAAUAAUAAACCAUCUGACGGAUAACAAGAAGUUUACAGAUAACGAAGACAUUCAGAUAAUAAUAACGAAAAUCUUGCUCUUUGAAGCCUUGUUACAAGUUGUCAUCAUCAACUUAAGACAUCAUGAAACUAUGAAGUUCAAAGAUGAAGUUGACCCAGAGACUCUUGAAAAGUUCAAGAGUGACACUCUCCUCCAAGAAUUAGAGGAGAGUGAAAAUUUCAAGACUAAAGAGCAACUUGAAAACCAUCUCACCAACAUUUCAGAGAAGUUUGGCUAUAUUAGCAAGGAAAUACUCACCAGCUGGAUGACUGGCACUGAAUUUAUUUGAAUAUCAGCAGUUUACUGAGUCACACAGGCUCUUAAGAGAACUCUCAGUAUGGCGAACCUACCUUCUGACUGAGUAAAAGAUAGGGAAAAUAAUGACAAGAAAAUAUUCAUCAGCUUGGCUCACCGAAUAGCAUGCCUGUUUGAUUAUCUAUAUGCUGCAUGUCUUGAUGAUCCAUCUGAUAUUUUAUACCAAAAUGAUCCUGAGAGUGAAGACUUAAAGCUCCUUCUUGACUGAUGAAGCUUCUCAAUGGUGGAGAAUCUACAAGAGCACCUUGAAAAUGAUAAAUAAACGGAUGAUCGACAAACAGGAACAAAUAGCGAUUGCAUUGAGAAGUUUUAAGCACAAAAGUUCUGUCGGGCAAGCUUUCUCCAGCUUCUCCUGGUCAUUCUAUUAUAAAAUUAAGAAACAAAAAGCUAGUGAUAACGUUACUUUUCUUGCUUCAAUAUUUGACAAAGAUGAGCUUAUCAAAGUUUUUCAUCUCAUCCAAUCAAGCUUUAUGGAGAAACCGGAAAGUAAGAAGGACCUACCAAAAUGCGAAGUAAAAAGAACAAUAACUAUUCCUUUCUGACAAGAUGAUAUUCUCAGGAUUGAUAACUUACUGAGCGAGGAUCGGCCAGAGAUGAUCAAGAAUGAAUUCGAUCUCCCCUUUAUUAAAUCAAGCGACAGAAUUGAUCUUUCAACUCACAUGAAGAUCAGAGUAAACUGAGAAUAUAAUUGGAGUAGAGUCAACUGGAAAAAGGCUCGCCUUGCUGACCCUGACUCUGACUGAAUACACUAUGAUGGUGUCAUUUUGUAUAUACAUGGAGGAGGUUUUAUAGCAGGAUCCUCUGAAUUUUCACAAUUUUACACCAUCAACUAUGCGAAAGAAACUGGAUACCCAGUAUUCUCUUUAGAUUAUAGGUUAGCUCCUGAGCAUAAAUUCCCUUGUGCCUUAAACGAUUGUUGGCAAGCUUACCUCUGGAUUGUGAAAUAUGCAAAGAAAUACUUAAAAAUAACAUAUGAUAAAAUUAUACUAAUGGGAGACUCAGUAGGUGGAAACCUUUGUAUUGGAGUUACAGCACUGAGCAUUAUAAAACACUGAAAAAUUCCAGAUGGUUUGAAUCUGAUAUAUCCAAUCCUUUCUUUCUCUAAAGUAUCUUUUGCUCCAUCUGCUUUACUAACUCUAGAUGACUUAAUGUUAAGUUGAGUCUUUUUAAACACCUGUGGAGAUUUUUAUGCUGGAAAUGAUCUGAAAUAAAGAUCCUCCUUUCCUCCUCUCAGUAAAUAAACUCCCUGAUAAAACUCUUAGACGAUUCCCUCCAUGAAGAUUUGUUCUCGCUGGUCAAGACCCUUGCAGAGACGAAUGCUUAAGAUUCAUCCUCCGUCUCAGAAAGCAACAAGUUGAUGUCAAAUGAACUGAAUUCACAGAUCUCAUCAAUGGAUUUAUCGGCAGUGAAAGAGACUCUUAUCCAAUCCUUGAGUCCAAAAAAGCAAUAGGAGUGAUAAUAGAGUACCUGCAAUACCUCUCCAAAGAAGAUGAUGACUAUUAGAACCUAUUUUAUUUCAUAUAAUUUUUAGCUCAUUUCAAUG